Molecule: messenger RNA, 773 nt
Organism: Selaginella moellendorffii
Lineage: Eukaryota; Viridiplantae; Streptophyta; Lycopodiopsida; Selaginellales; Selaginellaceae
Product: chorion class B protein L11
Exons: 2
Coding region: 210-665 (151 amino acids)
Source: RefSeq, a predicted model, not a curated record
UUGUGGUUUCUGGGAUGUUUGUAUUCUUUUGGAAUCGCUGGAGAGGUCUCCAACCCCUCGGAAACACAAAUUUCAUGGUCUGGCAGGUCGGCAGCGCUUACAGAAAAAAAUUUGCGCGUGAGUGCACCAAUCCACUAAAAGCAAGCUUGGUGUGUCUAUCUACUAAACAGUACCUCCCAGUCGCGAGCAAUAUAUAAAGUGGAGAGACGAUGACACUGCUCGUAAGAACACUGGCUCUGCUCUUGAUGCUGCUCUCGUUGCUGCUCGUCCAAGCGUUUGGGAACGACAUAGGCUCCAAGCCGCGCGGUGGCCGCCGUGAGCUCAUGUUUCGGAGGCCGGGUUAUGGCUACGGCCCCGGGUAUGGAGCUGGAGCCGGGAUGGGAGGGCCCGGCUAUGGCGGAGGAUACGGCAGCGGUGGUGGCUAUGGAGGCUAUGGAGGAAGUAGGCCUGGUUAUGGGACUGGAAGAUCCGGUGCUCCUCCGUCGCUUCCUCGACUCCAGCCACCCCCUCCUGGCCUCCCUGGAGCUUUCCCCGGUCCGGCGAUAGCGGUAGAACCCAACGAGAUCGGCGACAAGAAGUUCGUGGUGUCGUCAUCUAGGCUCGUUGCUCCAGCUCCAGCUCCAGUCCCAGCUUUGCGGGAAGAAGUAUCGUCCAGCCGAGGGUAAUCGGCCUAUUAAGUUUGCGGGGCCUGUGGUUUCGUUUUAGCCGAGACGAGCCAGGAAACAAAGGCUGUGUUGAUCUAAGUAAGAAUAAACUUCCAAAGCUUUAAACGA